ACAGCGGGGUGCAAAUACCAAAAUAGGUGAUUGUUGAGUUGCGACUGUAGCUGAAAAGCAGAGAUCCAGCCAGGCAUAUCGCAAUAUUUAAAUAUGCAAUCGCUGAAAAACUGUUUGGAAAGCAAAUGGCUAUUGCUGUAAAUGGAUGACUUUUAGUUAUUGACACCAGCAGAGAAGAUCGACCAUAUCCCUGGUGUGAAAUACAAGGCGGAAGAUUAGGUUAUGCAAUUUUGUAUUCGGAGUGGAACAAAGUCGCUAAUCCUUGAUGAUGCUGGGGCGGUGCCGAAACUUUUACCUCUAGACCCGACCGUUACAGCGGACAUAGGCUCCCAAUUGGGUUUAGGCUACUGUACCACGCUCACGCCGGUGUGGUGUGCCUUUUUGAUUUCAGUGAACAAUUUGAUAGUGCAAGCAGAAGCGGCUCUUCUGUGCUCCUGUACAGUGUUUCCCGACACAGGAUAAUGGUCCUUACAAAGAACUCGAGAGGAUUACAACUCGCCUUCCAAAUUUAUAAGCGAACUCAUCAUCACUCAGUUGGAAUUAUUGGAGCGCCUUUUUCAAAAGGACAGCCGAGGGAUGGUGUGGAGAAAGGACCAGAACUCAUUCGCUCCGCCGGAUUGGUGGAAAAGCUCAGAGCGCAAGGCUGUGCAGUCAAAGACUAUGGCAACGUGACGUUUGAGGAGGUGUCCAACGAUGAGCCCAUAGGCAAUGUGAAGAGUCCCAGAGCGGUGGGCAGCGCCAACCAACGUCUGUCUGCUGCCGUCCACGCCGUGAAGAAUGACGGACACACCUGUGUGAUGCUGGGAGGAGACCACAGUUUGGCGAUAGGCUCGAUCCAGGGGCAUGCAGCAGCUAAGAAGGACCUCAGUGUGGUAUGGGUGGACGCCCAUGCAGACAUCAACACACCCCUGACCUCCCCUACAGGCAAUAUCCACGGACAGCCCAUGUCCUACCUCAUCCAUGAGCUGCAUUCCAAGAUUCCAGUUCUGCCCAACUUCUCCUGGAUAAAGCCAUGUGUAUCAGCCAAAGACAUAGUCUACAUUGGCUUGAGAGAUGUGGAUCCAGAAGAGCACCAUAUCCUGACGUUGCUGGGUAUCAAAGGUUACUCCAUGACAGAGGUGGAUCGCCUUGGAAUAUCCAAAGUGAUGGAGGAGACAUGUGACUACAUCUUCUCGAAGGUGAAGAAGCCCAUCCACCUGAGCUAUGACAUCGAUGCCCUGGACCCAUCCAUCUCCCCGGCCACAGGAACCCCAGUAGUGGGAGGGCUGACCUACAGAGAGGGAGUCUACAUCACAGAGCACAUCUGUCAGACAGGGAUGCUGUCUGCAAUGGACAUGGUGGAGGUGAACCCAAAGAGAGGCAGGACAGAGGAUGAGAUCAGCUCCACGGUCAACGCUGCAGUAGAUCUGAUACGUGGCUGCUUCGGAAAGCUCCGGGAGGGAAACCACCCUGCAGACUACAAGAUGCCCCUGCCUUGAGCUGCCAACCACCACAGAGCCUUCUAUUACAGUGAAGGGCUGUGGCCAGCACUACCUUUCUGCACUUCAAAAUCAUUUUGACUUUUUUUCUGUAAUCCAGUUAACAAAUUGCCUUUUGUAUCAAAUCAUGGAGAGAUUAAAAUAGAUACCCUAUUUCCCCCCCCCCAGAA
Messenger RNA from Salmo salar (Atlantic salmon), 1648 nucleotides. RefSeq names its product arginase-1. NCBI's taxonomy places the organism in Eukaryota, Metazoa, Chordata, Actinopteri, Salmoniformes, Salmonidae. Gene Ontology annotation, molecular function: manganese ion binding; arginase activity. The record is from RefSeq and is a predicted model, not a curated record. Gene Ontology annotation, cellular component: nucleus; cytoplasm; cytosol.